This is a messenger RNA of Chinchilla lanigera (long-tailed chinchilla), 1700 nucleotides long. It is a transcript of the gene Tbxa2r, whose product is annotated as thromboxane A2 receptor. Gene Ontology annotation, biological process: positive regulation of vasoconstriction; adenylate cyclase-activating G protein-coupled receptor signaling pathway; positive regulation of cytosolic calcium ion concentration. The record is from RefSeq and is a predicted model, not a curated record. Gene Ontology annotation, molecular function: thromboxane A2 receptor activity. Gene Ontology annotation, cellular component: plasma membrane. Lineage: Eukaryota; Metazoa; Chordata; Mammalia; Rodentia; Chinchillidae.
CCUGGGCCCCGCCGCGACCUGCAGCUGCCCGACGUCUCUCGGGCCCGCUGCCCCGUGACUCAGUUUCCCCGGAGGCCCCUGGGACGGCAUUCCCGUAUCCCACCCUUUGCCCUCCUCCUGCUUUCCCGCCGGCCUCGAGGCGCCAGAGCACUCGCCCGACCCGCUUUCGGGACCACCGGACGCCCGGCGCGGCAGCUCAGUGCUGGCCAGAUGUGUCUGACCCUGCGCCAGCCCGAUGGGGUGGUGACCCACUGACCCUACGCCCCUCCAGCGUCAUGUGGCCCAACGAUACUUCUCUGGGGCCGUGUUUCCGGCCCACAAACAUCACGCUGGAGGAGCGGCGCCUGAUUGCCUCGCCCUGGUUCGCAGCCUCCUUCUGUGCGGUGGGCCUGGCCUCCAACCUGUUGGCGCUGAGCGCGCUGGCGGGUGCGCGGACGGGCGGCUCGAGCCCGCGCUCCUCCUUCCUCACCUUCCUCUGCGGCCUGGUCCUCACGGACUUCUUGGGGCUGCUGGUCACCGGCAUCAUCGUCGUGUCCCAACACGCCAUCCUCUUCGACUGGCGCGCCGUGGACCCGCGCUGCCGCCUCUGCGACUUCAUGGGCGUCGCCAUGGUCUUCUUCGGCCUGUGCCCUCUGCUGCUGGGGCUCGGGCUGCUGCCGCUGCUGGGGCUGGGCCGCUACUCGCUGCAGUACCCGGGCUCCUGGUGCUUCCUGACGCUGGGCGCGCGGCCGGGCGACGUGGCCUUCGCGCUGCUCUUCGCGCUGCUGGGCGGCCUCUCGGUGGCGCUGUCCUUCGUGCUCAACACCAUCAGCGUGGCCGCCCUGUGCCGCGUCUACCACGGCCGCCAGGCCGCCCAGCAGCGCCCGCGGGACUGCGAGGUGGAGAUGAUGGUGCAGCUACUGGGCAUCAUGGUGGUGGCCAGCGUCUGCUGGAUGCCCUUGCUGGUCUUCAUCGCACAGACCGUGCUGAGGACGCCGCCGGCCAUGAGCGCCUCUGGCCAGCUGUCCCGGGCCACCGAGCGGCAGUUGCUCAUCUACCUGCGCGUGGCCACCUGGAACCAGAUCCUGGACCCCUGGGUCUACAUCCUCUUCCGCCGCGCCGUGCUGCGGCGUCUACACCCGCGCCUCAGCAUGCGGCCCCGGUCGCUGUCCCUGCAGCCACAGCUCUCCCAGGACGCCAGGGGGCCACUGUGACUGCGGAGUGCCCUUUGCUUGCCCCAGGUGCUCCCUGGUCCCUGUGUAACACCCUGCCGUGCCACUCAGAGCCCCCAGCACCCUGCAGGCCCCCAGGGGGCGCCUGGAAGGAAUCGGACUGUGAAGCCCAGUGAAGUGAGGGUUCUUCCGGAAGCCCUCUGAGCUGGGGGUGCUGUGAUCCCUAAGAGGAGGCCUUGUGGGGUUAGAGACCUCCUCUGCAACCCUAUCUGGAGCGGCUUUGCCUAGAACAGGCUCAGAGCGCACGGCUUGGCGGUGCAUGUCAUCAGAGCUAGUUGGGAGGCUGAGGCAGGAGGAUUGCAAGUUCGAACUCGGCCUGAGCAAUUUAGCCAUUUAGUGAGAUCCUGUCUCAAAAUUUUAAAGAGGGGCGGGGAUGCAGAUCAGUGCUGAGCACUUGCUUAGCACGUGCACAGCCCUGGGUUGGACCCCUAACACCUCAAAAAAUAAAGUGAACAGUAAGAGGGGCACCCCCUCUCUUGCCAAAAUAGA